AUGUCCUUCGCCCGUACCACAUUGAAAGCCUCUCGUGCAUUCACCAGUGCAUCUCUCCGUACCAGAUCCAGAACUCUAGUCACACUAAAAGACCACAAGUAUACGGCACAGGCUGUUGCUCAAGGUGCAGGGAGAAAUGGAGAAGUCACUUCCAAUGGACUUGACCUGAAGCUUGCUCUUCCCAAAGAAAUGGGCGGAACGGGCCAGGGCCAAAAUCCAGAACAACUAUUUGCAAUGGGCUACUCCGCUUGUCUCCUUGGCGCAAUCCAAGCUGUAGCCAAGAACCUGGGGAAAGCAGACAUGGCAAAGAAUGCCAAGGUUCAUGCUAGCGUUCACAUAGGCGAACCGGAAGGAAUGCCAGGAUUUGGAAUCGCUGUUGACAUGAAAGUGGAAGGAAUCGAUGAGGAAUUGCUCAAAGCAGGCCACGAGUUCUGCCCAUAUAGCCGGCUCAUGAGGAAUGGUGGUGUUGUUAAUGUAUCGCUAGCUUAG
Molecule: messenger RNA, 489 nt
Organism: Lentinula edodes (shiitake mushroom)
Lineage: Eukaryota; Fungi; Basidiomycota; Agaricomycetes; Agaricales; Omphalotaceae
Product: OsmC-like protein
Exons: 4
Coding region: 1-489 (162 amino acids)
Biological process (GO): response to oxidative stress
Source: RefSeq, a predicted model, not a curated record